This is a messenger RNA of Folsomia candida, 1996 nucleotides long. RefSeq names its product sodium-coupled monocarboxylate transporter 1. Gene Ontology annotation, molecular function: symporter activity. The record is from RefSeq and is a predicted model, not a curated record. NCBI's taxonomy places the organism in Eukaryota, Metazoa, Arthropoda, Collembola, Entomobryomorpha, Isotomidae. Gene Ontology annotation, cellular component: membrane. Gene Ontology annotation, biological process: sodium ion transport; transmembrane transport. The transcript is spliced from 17 exons. The coding region runs from base 130 to 1926 and encodes 598 amino acids.
UGCAUCUUCUCGUCUCAUUUUCAGUUUGUCAUCCUCACAACCAAACUCUCAGUCUACAUCAAGCUGGUCAAGUAUCUUUUCAAAAAUACGUCAUCCACAAAAGUAUUUACAAGCUGAUAGAAUUCUGAAAUGGGCGAGUCAGCCAUCAUUGGAGAUGAUUCUGCUAAACAUUUCGGUACCGUGGACUACCUGGUGUUUACCUUAAUGCUCGCCGUAUCUGCCGGAAUUGGGAUAUUUUACGGCUGUUUCGGCAAUCGGCAGACAACGAAGGAUUUCUUAAUGGGAGGUAGAAACAUGGGAAUUGUUCCGGUUACCUUGUCCCUCUUGGCGACUUUCUUCUCUGCCAUUGCGUUGCUCUCCGUUCCUGCAGAAAUUUAUUUAAAUGGCACUAUAUACAUCAUGAUUGCACCAGCACACUUUGCCGUUAUGGGGGUCUCAGCGUAUCUGUAUUUACCUGUGUUUUAUAACCUCCAAUUGACCUCGACAUAUGAGUAUUUGGAGUUGCGAUUUUCGAAACCUGUCAGAAUUCUGGCUUCGUUCGUCUUCACAGUGCAAAUGGUGCUGUACCAGUCUGUCGUUAUCUACGCCCCAGCACUUGCCCUUAGUCAAGUUACCGGGCUGCAUCUUUACGGCUGUGUGACAGCGUUGUUUGCCAUUGUCAUCUUCUAUACGGCAUUGGGAGGAAUAAAAUCUGUCAUGUGGACUGACGUGGUGCAAAUUAUUGUAAUGUUUGGUGCCAUGAUUGUCGUCCUGGUGAAAGGUGGGAUAGACUUGGGUGGAUUUGGGAACAUUUGGAAUAUCGCUGUCGACGGGGGACACGUCAAAUAUUUCGACUUUGAUCCCGAUCCGAGGACUCGGCAAACCACGUGGACCUUAUGGAUCGGGGCGUUUUUCAUGUGGCUGGCAAUUUAUGGAGUCAAUCAAGCACAAGUUCAACGAUAUUUGACCCUCCCAACUAUACGACAAGCGAAAAUGGCCAUCUGGCUAAAUGGUCUUGGUCGUUUUGUCCUAUUAAUUCUCAAUGUUUUGACGGGGUUGGUACUUUAUGCCAAGUACUCGAAAUGUGACCCACUCAUGUCAAAGCGAAUCAGGACAACGGAUCAGAUACUCCCGAUAUUCGUGAUGGAUUCGUUAGGCGAUUUUAAAGGUUUUCCAGGAUUAUUCGUGGCAGGCAUAUUUUCAGGAGCGUUGAGCACUGUGUCCAGCGGACUCAACAGCUUGGCCUCCAUAACUCUUGAAGAUUACGUGAAAUACUUUUACCCCGACAUAAGUGACCACAGAGCGACGAAUAUUUCCAAGUUUUCAUCCGUAAUGUACGGACUACUUUCUUUUGGCCUAGUUUUUAUUGCGGAAAGAUUAGGCGGGAUUUUCGACGUUUCGUUCAGCAUUUUUGGAAUGGUGGGAGGCACGCUGUUAGGGGUGUUCAGUUUAGGAAUGUUUGUUCCCUGGUGUAAUUCCAAGGGUGCAUUUUGGGGCACUCUUACGUCUCUCGUAUUCAUGUUGUGGUUGGGGAUUGGGACGUCGAUGGCGAAAAGUGGGAUUCGUCCAGCGUCGAAAUUAACGUUAAGUGUCGAAGGAUGUUCCAAUUUUACUGCGCCUCGAUCUAAUUUUCUCAAUCAAGCUGGCCAAAGCGAUGAAAUAUCCGAAUUUUACAAAAUAUCCUACUAUUGGUACGCAUUGAUUGGAUGCUGUUUAAACAUGAUGGUUGGAACAGUGGUCAGUUUCCUCACUGGCAAACAGGACCCUCGAGACCUGAAUCCACAGCUUAUCAGUCCGCCUUGCGAUCAAUUUGUCAACAAAUUUGUUCCGUUGCACAUACGGCAAAAAAUAUGCUGGGAUUUGGGAGUGCACAUCGAUGGAGAUAAUUCUAAAAAUCAGAAAUAUGCUGGAAAUCAUGAACUUGGUGCAAUUAACGGAAAAAGUUAACCAGCAGUAAUAAAUAAAUUUUUAAGCAAAAUAAAUGACACUUUUUAUGUAAUUCCUUAAAUCAACGAAA